Messenger RNA from Gadus chalcogrammus (walleye pollock), 3089 nucleotides. It is a transcript of the gene bicd1a, whose product is annotated as bicaudal D homolog 1a. NCBI's taxonomy places the organism in Eukaryota, Metazoa, Chordata, Actinopteri, Gadiformes, Gadidae. The record is from RefSeq and is a predicted model, not a curated record. The transcript has 10 exons. Gene Ontology annotation, biological process: positive regulation of receptor-mediated endocytosis; protein localization to organelle; regulation of microtubule cytoskeleton organization. Gene Ontology annotation, molecular function: cytoskeletal adaptor activity; dynactin binding; dynein complex binding. Bases 174 to 3056 code for a protein of 960 amino acids. Gene Ontology annotation, cellular component: cytosol; Golgi apparatus.
UUUAGCCUGUAUUUCUGUUCUUGGUGUUAAUCAGCAAUAACCGAUAGGAGACCUUAUUAUUUUGCUGCAGCAGGUCUUUUGAAUGAUCAGGGACGGGUGGGUAUCCCGCAGCCUCUGCCUGUGAAGAUCUGUCCAAACCGGAGGCUGGGGUACCGCAGCCAGCGAGAGGGGCGAUGGCUGCUGGGGCGCGAUGCGGGGGAACAGUGGACGAGUACCGGGCAGAAGUAGAGCGUCUCACCCACGAACUGGCCGAGGCAAAUCAGGAGAAAAUGAGAGCAGCAGAAUGUGGUCUGGUGGUUUUGGAGGAGAACCAGACGCUGAAGCAGCAGUAUGCCGAACUGGAGUCCGAUCAAGACAUUCUAAAGCGGGAGUUAGAACAAUUACAGGAGGCGUUUGGCCAGGCGUACUCCAAUCAGCGCAAGGUGGCGGAGGACAGUGAGACCAACGAGGAGACGCUGCUGCGGGAGUCGGCAUCCAAGGAGGCGUACUACUCUGGGCGGCUGCUGGAGCUCCAGACGGAGCUGAGCCUCAGCAAGUCGGUGGCGUCCAAUGGCCAGGCGGAGAGCGAGAGGCUGGGCGUGGUCGUGGGCGACCUCAAGGAGAACAACGACCUGCUGGAGGUCCAGAGGAGCAGGAUGAGGGAGGAGAUCAAGGAGUACAAGUUCCGGGAGGGCCGGCUGCUGCAGGACUACACGGAGCUGGAGGAGGAGAACAUCACCCUGCAGAAACUGGUCUCCACGCUCAAGCAGAACCAGGUGGAGUACGAGGGUCUGAAGCACGAGAUCAAGGUGCUGGAGGAGGAGACGGUGCUGCUCAACAGCCAGCUGGAGGACGCCCUGCGGCUGAAGGACAUCUCCCAGGGCCAGCUGGAGGAGGCGCUGGACUCGCUGAAGAGCGAGCGCGAGCAGAAGAACAACAUGAGGAAGGAGCUGGCGCACCACAUCAGCCUGACGGACAGCGUGUACGGCGCCGGGGCCCACCUGGCCCUCACCGUCACCGGGGUGGAGAACAUCAAGUUCCCCGAGGACGCACUGGGGGGCCCUGGCCUGCCCCUGGCCAACGGCGGCAGCGAGGACAGCAACCGCUGCCCGGGGCACCUGCACGCUGCGGGCGCCGUGCUGGCCAAGAUCAACGGAGUGGAGUACCGGCCCGGGCGCAAGGGGGAGGGGCUGCUGCCUGUGUCAGACCUGUUCAGCGAGCUCAACCUGUCGGAGAUGCAGAAGCUCAAGCAGCAGCUGCUUCAGGUGGAGCGUGAGAAGGCGGCGCUGCUCAUGACCCUGCAGGAGUCUCAGACCCAGCUGCUGCACACGCAGGGCGCCCUCAGCGAGCAGCACGAGCGCGUGCACCGCCUCACCGAGAGGGUCAACGCCGCCAACGGCCUCCGUGGCGACAAGGAGUCGGAGGACUCGCAGCGGAGCGAGAAGCCCGACGGGGGCACGCCCUCGCCGCCGGCCAACGACGCCCCCCACGACUACGACCCGGACAUCCGUGGGUUUGAGGUCCUGGAGUGCAAGUACAAGGUGGCGGUGCUGGAGGUGAUCGACCUGAAGGCCGAGCUGAAGGCGCUGAAGGAGAAGUACAACAAGGCGCUGGAGGGGGCGGCGGAGCGGGGCCAUGGGGAGAGCUGCAGGGGGGAGGACUGCCGGGCCAAGGCGCUGGACGAGCAGGUGUGCGGUCUGGAGCGCAGCUGCCGUGAGGGCCGGGAGCGGGUGGGGUGCCUGGAGGCGGAGCUCCGCUCGGCCAGCGCCGUGGCGACGGAGAGCCACGGCAUGCUGAACACGGCGCAGGACGAGCUGGUGACCUUCAGCGAGGAGCUGGCGCAGCUGUACCACCACGUCUGCCUGUGCAACAACGAGACGCCCAACCGGGUCAUGCUGGACUACCUCCGCCAGCGCCGCCUGCCGCGCAGCAGCCUCAAGGGCUCGGACGACGUCCGGGCGCUGCUCACCCCGCGCCUGGCCCGCCGUCUGGCCGCCGUGGCCGCCGCCUGCUCCUCCGCCGACUCGCCCAGCCCCCCGCGCAGCCCCAUGGACUCCCCCUCCAAAGAGGCCCCGUCUGGGGAGGGCCAGACCAACGGCAUCACCCCCACCACCACCACCACCAACACCACCAACACCACCAACACCACCAACGGAGACAGGGGCUCUCCGCUGGGGUGCCAGGGCAGCCCCCCCCGCUGCCCCCUCGGCCUCUCCCCCUCCCUGUCCCCGGGCCCCUCGGAGGCGGGCAGCGACCUGCGCAAGGAGCCCAUGAACAUCUACAACCUCAACGCCAUCAUCCGGGACCAGAUCAAGCACCUGCAGCGGGCGGUGGACCGCUCCCUGCAGCUGUCCCGGCAGCGGGCCGCCGCCCGGGAGCUGGCGCCCAUGCUGGACAAGGACAAGGAGUCGUGUCUGGAGGAGAUCCUCAAGCUCAAGUCCCUGCUGAGCACCAAGAGGGAGCAGAUCGCCACGCUGCGGCUGGUGCUCAAGGCCAACAAGCAGACAGCAGAGGGGGCACUGGCCAACCUGAAGAGCAAAUACGAGAAUGAGAAGACCAUGGUGACGGAGACCAUGAUGAAGCUGAGGAACGAGCUGAAGGCUCUGAAGGAAGACGCCGCUACCUUCUCCUCUCUGAGGGCCAUGUUCGCCACCAGGUGUGACGAGUACGUGACCCAGCUGGACGAGAUGCAGCGGCAGCUGGCGGCGGCGGAGGACGAGAAGAAGACGCUGAACUCCCUGCUCCGCAUGGCCAUCCAGCAGAAGCUGGCGCUGACCCAGCGCCUCGAGGACCUGGAGUUCGACAACGAGCUGACCUACCGCGGCCGCGGCACCAAGGGGCCCAAGAUCAGGAGCAGCCCGCCCAAAUCUCUUGUAGAUUGUCAGCAGCCUGCUGCUGCCACGUUACCGCCACUUUCCCCACAAGUAAGGCGAGGGAGAGUCCCAGCGGGCCCCAGUCCUUACCUGGUGGUGGACCUCCAGGGGUACCGCUACACAGCCCUCCCCACUGGCUCCCGGCUCCCCCCCUUUGAACCCCGGAACUGCCUGACCCAGCCACAACAACCCCCUGGUACCUAACCUCCAGCCCCACCUCUCCAUCCAUAGACCCCU